ACCACUUCACUAUCAAGCCUAGCAAAAUACAUGGAUAUUGAAAGAAGCGACAAAGCGUUUACCACAAGAAACAGUUCAUAUCAUUAUAUUUCGAUCAAAUUCAUUAUAUCCAUUCUUCUACUGCUGUUAAUCCUCAUACUUGUUCAAUCUCAAUCCCCCCCUUUCUUCAACAAAUGGAGAUCAGGAUUAGCACUUAAUGCUACUAACCAUCCUCCUGUUACCGAUAAAACUGACGUACAGAGACUCAUUUCAAAUCUUCAAGAUUCGGUCACCUUUCUGCCACUUAAGGAUCUGAGAUUCGCCAAGACAGCUAUGGAAGGCAACACCUGGUUUAUGAGCUCAUUAAACGACACUCGCAACGAAAACGAAGCUGAAUAUCUCUAUUUCCCUUCAGAAAUGUCUAAAGGAAGACUACUAUGCAUAAAAGGAAAUAAUACAAGAGACGGAACCAAGAAUUCAUAUGCCUUGGCGUGGCCGGAAGCUCUUCCACAAUCUGCAAAGUUCAUUAAUGGCUUAACAUUUGUGUCGGAUACAUAUUAUGAUUAUACAAACUUAUGGCACGGAUUAUGUGCAAUGGCUCCGUUUGUCGGUUGGUCGAUAAAGAAUGAGUGCUUAAAGCCGAAAAUAUGGGUACUGUUCCAUUGGGGAGAGCUUCGGUCUAAAAUGGGAGUAUGGUUAGAGAAUCUGAUGAGAACUAACUUCGGAGAUGUUAAAGUUGACGGACUUGAAGAAGGAGAUCAGCCUUACUGCUUCGAAAAGGCGGUGGUCAUGAGGCAUAAUGAAGGAGGUAUGUCAAAAGAAAAGAAGCUUCAGGUUCUUGAUCUGUUGAGAUGUACAGCCAGGAGGUUUUGUGGAAUUGACCCUGUAGGUAAAGGGAAAGAAGUUAAUGAAAGAGGCGAGCCGAUUAUAAGGCUAACAUUGCUUAUGAGAAGAGGUUCCAGAUCAUUUAAAAAUGCAACGGCAGUGAUGGAUAUAUUUUCCGGUGAGUGUGCAAAGGUGGAGGGCUGCAUAUUGAGGGUGGCUCAGUCGGAGGAUCUUAGUUUCUGUGACCAGGUUAGAGUAUUGACCUAUACGGACAUCGUUGCAUCCCCACAUGGUGCUCAGUUGACAAACAUGCUGUUCAUGGACAGAAACAGCAGUGUGAUGGAAUUCUUCCCUAAAGGAUGGUUAGAGCUUGCAGGAGUAGGUCAAUAUGCGCAUCACUGGAUGGCAGACCAAUCUGGAAUGAUCCACCAAGGUACGUGGUGGGAACCAUUGGGAGAAAAAGAAUGUCCAUCUCCUCAACAUGAUCUGGACUGCUUCAAUUUCUACAAAGAUGGGAAAAUUGGUCAUAAUCAAACCCAUUUCGCAGCAUGGGCGCAACAUGUUCUCAUCCAAGUAAGAGCGCAAAAGCUGGAAGACAUCGAGAAUUCCAUUAACAAGCCACAGCCACACCAAGCAGUCUGUGGGUGCUAGUCAUAUUUGUCCAUUUCUUCACUUCACGAAGCUUAUAACACAAUGUUGUAUUAGUGAAAGUUAGCUGUAUGGGAUAAUAGUGCCUAGUCUAUACAUCAUAACACAAGAUCAAUCACAGUGAUCACCUUUUUGAUA
Messenger RNA from Mercurialis annua (annual mercury), 1590 nucleotides. RefSeq lists its product as uncharacterized. The transcript is spliced from 2 exons. The coding region runs from base 31 to 1455 and encodes 474 amino acids. The record is from RefSeq and is a predicted model, not a curated record. NCBI's taxonomy places the organism in Eukaryota, Viridiplantae, Streptophyta, Magnoliopsida, Malpighiales, Euphorbiaceae. Gene Ontology annotation, molecular function: glycosyltransferase activity.